AUGAGCGCUGCCAAUGAGUCGCACCACUCGAGCGGCCCCCGCAAGGACCACAAGUCCGCGGUGUGCCUCAUCCCCCCGAGGUGGCUGUGGGACGAGGUGCAGCAAGUGCGGUGCUUCAACGACCCGGCGUUCGUCCGCUGGCCGCCGCACAUCAACCUGCUGUACCCGUUCUGGGAGGACUCGGGAGACAACUUUUCGGCGGCGGCGGAGAGGAUCGCCGGCGCCCUGUCCGGACUGCGGCCCUUCGAGGUCGUGCUGAGCGACUUUCAGCACUUUCAGCACAGCAGGAGCUGCACAGCGUGGGUGGGGCCCGGCGAGGGGCGCGACGGCGUGCUGCGCCUGCAGGAGGCCCUGCGCCGCGAGUUUCCGUUGUGCGACGACUUGUCCGUCGACCGGACGCGCGGCAUCACGAGCUUCGCGCCGCACCUGUCGCUGGGGCGAUGGCGCAGCGCCGGCGACGUGAGGACGGCAGUGGGGGCCCUUAGGGGCACGAUGGCCCCGGUGAAGUUCAGGGUUGAGGAGGUUGCGGUGAUCUCCAGGGUCGGGUUUGAGACCCCGUUCGUGGUGCGGUAUGCGGUCGGGCUGGGCGGGGCUGGGCCCGCUGGCCCAGUCAGCCGGGUGGAUGUUCCCUAUGUGCCAAGCCUCAGGAUGGGGCAGGCCUACCUUGGCAGCGUGGGCCGGUCCAGGUUCGGCGUGGGCGCGCUGUCGGGCGGGAUUUGGAAUUUCGCUUACGGCGCCAAUGUGAACCGCCACAAGCUGGAGGCCGUGAGGGGCAUCAAGCCGCUGCGCUCCAUGCCCGCCGUGCUGAAGGGAUACCGCCUGGCGUUCAAUCACCGGGGGGCCAUGGGCAACGUGGUUCCCCUGCUGGAGGGCGAGGGCCCCAUGGGAAUGGACGGCGUGCACGGCGUCUUGCAUUGCCUGAAUCCCGCGGACUUCGCGACGCUGACCAACAUGGAGAACGCCUACAUGCCCCAGGAGGUCGACGUCCAGCCCUAUGACGACUCUCGGGAUCCAGUCCGCGCAGUUGUUUUCGUUUCCCCGUUGCAGCAGACCAUACGGGAGGGCUUGCCGCCCCCAGAGCGAUACGUGCGCCUCAUCCUGGAGGGCUCGACGCAGUGGAGCUUGGACAGUAGCUUCAAGGUCCCGGGGCCCGGAAUACUGGCAGACGACCAAGGUUGA
This is a messenger RNA of Ostreobium quekettii, 1179 nucleotides long. NCBI's taxonomy places the organism in Eukaryota, Viridiplantae, Chlorophyta, Ulvophyceae, Bryopsidales, Ostreobiaceae. The record is from the annotation of a GenBank genome assembly.